Molecule: messenger RNA, 3098 nt
Organism: Sebastes umbrosus (honeycomb rockfish)
Lineage: Eukaryota; Metazoa; Chordata; Actinopteri; Perciformes; Sebastidae
Gene: armc1
Product: armadillo repeat containing 1
Exons: 7
Coding region: 282-1112 (276 amino acids)
Molecular function (GO): metal ion binding; protein binding
Source: RefSeq, a predicted model, not a curated record
UGGGAUGUCCUCAUUCACAAAACAAGCUGCACCCAUUGAUGUGUCCACAAAACCCAAACAGAGCACAGCUGCUAGCUUAAAGCAGCAUAGUAAAGAAAGAGCAGAGGCCUAGCGUUUAGUGACAUUAUAUCUUUGUUACAGUUGUUUUUAAGGAGACGUCGGGAACUUUAUCUGUUAUAAGUGAAGUCAGCUGGAGGUUGUCUCAUGGUUGUACUGGAAACUGACACAAAGUAGAGUGAAGAGGUUGGUUUGAUGUGCGUGGCAUCAAGACAGGAGGCACCAUGAGUGCGGAGCUGGAUGCACUGACCGUGGUGAACCAGCUGCGAGAUCUUGCUGCGGACCCCCUGAACCGAAGAGCCAUAGUAGAAGACCAAGGCUGUUUGCCGGGUCUCAUCCUUUUUUUGGACCACCCCAACCCACAGGUCGUCUACUCAGCACUAUUGGCCGUGCGCUACCUGGCAGAAUGUCGAGCCAACAGGGAGAAGAUGAAGGGCGAGCUGGGCAUGAUGCUGAGUUUGCAGAAUGUCAUGCAGAAGAGUACGUCACCCGGGGAGACCAAACUGCUGGCCUCUGAGAUCUAUGAGAUUUUGCAGCUAGCUGGUAAAGAAGAGGCGGAACAGGCCGAGGCGGCCGCGGCAUCCUGCCAGAAGAAAGCCCAGUUCUUCCUGGGCUCCAACAACAAGAGGGCCAAAACGGUGGUGCUGCACAUUGACGGACUGGAUGAUCCUACUCGACGGAGCCUUUGUGAGGAGGCUUUGCUGAAGAUUCGAGGGGUCAUCAGCUUCACCUUCCAGAUGGCUGUCAAGAGAUGUGUUGUCAGGAUCCGCUCCGACCUUAAAGCUGAGGCGUUGGGUACAGCGAUCAACUCCACCAAAGUAAUGAUAGCUCAGCAGGUGGUGAAGACAGAGGACGGAGGAGAGCUGAUCUUGCCAUUCCAGGAGGACUCGGCGGAGCUGGUAGAGGAGAACACCGACAUCCCAGACUACCUGCCCGAGGAGGAGAGUCCGUCCCAGGAGCAGGACAAAGCAGUCACGCGCGUCGGCUCCAUCACGGACGGCAUGGGCUGGCUCAGCACGGCCGCCAACUUCCUGACGCGCUCCUUUUACUGGUGACCACUUCCUGUGUUUCUCUCUCACUCUCUGCUCCGUAGGUUUUCUCUAAAGUUACCAUCCAGCUGCAGCCUUAGCGUCUCUCAACCUUGUCCCCGGACUAAGCCCUGCCUCGCGGACCCCACACUAGUCUAGACUCCCCUCCGCUAAGCACACUGAACCCGGCCCCAACGUGUGUGCAACAAGUGCUGGACUGUCGAGUGGAACCUGCAAUAACUUGUGUAAAUAUCGAGCUACCGAUCCCACUACUGGCUGUGUGUGCACAACUAUAUACUAGCUGCAUAUGUAUCUCACAAGAUAUAGCCGGAGGACUUGAAAUCAAACCAAAUAGCAUUCUGGAAAUGUGCAUCGCUGCACAUGUGGCAGACACAUUUAGAUGCUCCGAGGCUGAUUUUGAAUACGUCGGAAAAUUGGGAGUUCCUUUUUGUUUUGUGCAUGAUUUUUUUGGUUGCUUUCCUCCUAGUGUCUUUUCUCAAUCGCUGUCCUCUUUACUAUACAUAUUUUUCUUUAAUUUCCUAUUUUUUUUCUUCCCCCUUCAGUUUUAUUAGCAUGCUAUGAGUCUUUUGUGCCAAUCUUACCUGAUGCCUAGAUCUGUGAUUUAUUGUGUGUGCCUUUUUUUUGACAUUUUACUUUAAUAUUAUUUUUUCAUCGGUCAUUCAAAUAAUUUGAGAGCUCCGAGCGUGUAACGUUUGGUGCUUCCCAGGUGGCCCCUUAGCAGCAGCACAUUUUAGCUUACUGAGGGACGUCUGCUCAGUAGAAAUAGUAAACUCGACACCAGCAAGAGGCUCACGUGCAUUAGACUGUUGCAUACUGAAAGAAGAGCUGAUUAAUAUACCCCUCACUGCGCUUAACUGUAAUACAUGAAAAUCCAAUGUGAGUUCUGACUGAAUUGCACAGACCUUAGGCUACCUCUGCUUUCAGCCCUCUAUCUCACAUCAACAUUAUAGUCUUCUGUAGUUUUAGUAGCACAGCAUGUAUAAGACCAACCUGUUAGCUGCCUGCUUGUUACCUGGACUCUCCACUGACAUUUUUUACAGUAUUGUUGCUCCACCUGUUCAGUUAAAUUUUCAGUUUCGCCAGCAGUGUCCUUAAAGCAAAGUUGGUCAUGUUGGUGCACGCUCACACGCACAUACAGAGGACUCAGUAGUGGAGCGAGAGUGUGGUUAUGUACAUUUUGUAAAUGGUGCCUGAUUACCCUAAAAUCUCAGACCUUUUACAUGUGAAGGAGAUUUUCGUUCUGUUUUUGUAAUUUUGCAUUUUAUGUCACAAAAUAGGAUUAUAGCAGCUAAUGCUAACGCUCUUAGUGAGUUUAUUCCUUUUCCUUUAGCCUUUACGACCCCGUGACUCACACCAGGUUUCAUUAUUAUCUCCUCUGACUUGUGUGAGUGUCAUUAAUAAUUAUUACAGUAUAUAUACAAUGCUGACCAGGCGACUUUUAUUUGUUCUGAUGGUGCGGAGACGUCACAGUUGGUUGAGGUCAAACGAAGAGAGGAACGGCACAGAAAUGACCUGAGUAAUCUGAAUUGAUGGUGGUUGUUCUCUAGAAAAGCAAUAAUAUUUUUUGCGUUAAAUGUAGUUAUUAUAGUUCAUCAUCCGCCUUCAAAAUCAUGUUUUUGAAUAAAGGGUAUCAGUUAGGAUUAUCAUCAGUAUUAACAAUUCUUCUUUAUUUGUCCAUUUUGCACAGAAUUGAUCUAAAUUCAAUCUUGUAAUUUAAUUUUUAACUUUUGGUGUCGGCUCAUACUGCAAAGAAAUACUUGAACAUUGUUUCUUAGAACUUUUCUCACGUGUUCAUCAAAGUGUAAAUUUCCCACAACAGUUAGAUUAACCAGUAAGGAUGACAAAAAACAAACAAAGUCCUCAAAAAGGUAACUUCAUGAACAGACUUCACGUGUCUGUCAUCAAAUGUAAUAUAAUGUAACGCAGAUCUUAAAACUGUAGAUUCCCUCACACUGUUAAUGCAAACGAUGAUAAACUUCAAAUCAAAAUGUG